GCGCUUGAGGCGGCUGAGCCGGCGGCGGGGUCCCCACAGUUGGCGGCUGUGCGCUGGUUUCUGCGGGUGACUUGGCCAUGGCCUCCGAGAAGCUGCUGACGACCGUCACCUGUACCGCGCCUGUCAACAUCGCGGUCAUCAAGUACUGGGGGAAGCGAGAUGAGGAGCUGAUCCUACCCAUCAAUUCCUCACUGAGUGUCACUUUGCACCAGGACCAGUUAAAAACCACCACCACGGCCACCAUCAGCAAGGACUUCACGGAGGACCGCAUUUGGCUGAACGGCCAGGAGGAGGACGUGGGGCAGCCACGCCUCCAGGCCUGCCUGAGAGAGAUUCGCCGCCUGGCUCGGAAGCGGAGAAGCACAGGCGAUGGAGACUCAUUGCCUCUGAGCCUCAGCUACAAGGUGCACAUAGCCUCUGAGAACAACUUCCCCACGGCCGCGGGCCUGGCCUCCUCUGCAGCAGGCUAUGCCUGCCUAGCCUAUACCCUGGCCCGGGUGUAUGGGGUUGAGGAUGACCUCUCUGAAGUGGCACGCCGUGGCUCUGGCAGCGCCUGCCGGAGCCUGUACGGGGGCUUUGUGGAGUGGCAGAUGGGGGAGCAGGCUGAUGGGAAGGACAGUGUCGCCCGGCAGGUGGCUCCUGAGUCACAUUGGCCCCAACUCCGAAUCCUCGUCCUUGUGGUGAGCGCGGAGAAGAAGCAGAUGGGCAGCACAGUGGGCAUGCAGACCAGUGUGGAGACCAGCUCCCUGCUCAAGUUCCGGGCAGAGUCGGUGGUGCCGUCGCGCCUGCGGGAGAUGAUCUCCUGCAUCCAGGCCCGGGACUUCCCGGGUUUUGCCGAGCUGACCAUGAAGGACAGCAACCAGUUCCACGCCACCUGCCUGGACACCUUCCCCCCGAUCUCGUACCUCAACGACGUCUCCAGACGGAUCGUACAGCUGGUGCACCGUUUCAACGCCUGCCACGGACAGACGAAGGUGGCGUACACGUUUGAUGCGGGCCCCAACGCUGUGAUCUUCACCCUGGAGGACACCGUGGCUGAGUUUGUGGCUGCCGUGAGACACAGCUUUCCCCCAGAGACGAAUGGAGACAAGUUUCUGAAGGGGUUACAAGUGACACCUGUUCUUCUCUCUGAUACGCUGAAAGCUGCACUGGCCAUGGAGCCCAGCCCUGGUGGUGUCCAGUACAUCAUUGCUACCCAGGUAGGCCCAGGGCCUCAGAUCCUAGAUGACCCCCACGCACACCUCCUGGGCCCAGAUGGCCUGCCGAAGCCAGCUGCCUGAUUACUUCUGCCACGGGAUCCCCACCUUCUGCCUGCACAAGGGGCCACUCUGGGACUAGGAGCUCAUGCGCCUGUUGGUGUGCAUUUGUGGGGACUUCUGGGGCUGCUCUGCACUCGGCCUAGCCAACACGCUGUGGCCAGGUCAUUGUUGGAGAUGGGGCACGAGCACUUGUGGCUACCCAGGCAGUCAGGAAGAUCCUACCAAGUGCCUCACUAUGCCCAGCCAGCACCCAGGGCUCUGCCAGAAUGGGAGUUAGGGCCUGAGCCCGUUGCUGAGAGGAUCCCUGACCACUGGGGAGCCCUGUCCCUCCCAGUUGUGGGUGUGAGUGUGCGGGGCAGCUCCUGGCUCAGGAGACAGGUGCUUCAAGGGUGCUGGUGGUGGACAGUGCUUCUUCUGAGACCCGGGCUGACCAUGCACUCAGGCCUCAGGUGUGGAUGGAGUGUUUGGGCUGGGCCUCUGGUGACUGGUCCCCAAGGAGUAAACCGAGUGUUGCCCAUC
Urocitellus parryii (Arctic ground squirrel) is the source of this 1778-nucleotide messenger RNA. The record is from RefSeq and is a predicted model, not a curated record. Lineage: Eukaryota; Metazoa; Chordata; Mammalia; Rodentia; Sciuridae.